Gordionus sp. m RMFG-2023 is the source of this 967-nucleotide messenger RNA. Its product is annotated as tetraspanin-3-like. Gene Ontology annotation, cellular component: plasma membrane. Bases 42 to 827 code for a protein of 261 amino acids. The record is from RefSeq and is a predicted model, not a curated record. The transcript is spliced from 6 exons. NCBI's taxonomy places the organism in Eukaryota, Metazoa, Nematomorpha, Gordioida, Chordodea, Parachordodidae.
UCUUGGAUGUUAUAUUAACACAUUAUUCGUAUUCCACCAAAAUGAAAUCGAGUGUGAUGAUAUCAGUUUUGCGGAUUUUUCUGGGAAUAUUAUCGGCCAUAUUUUUAGCCCUCUCAGCCGCCUUAUUUUUCUCCACCGUAUGGCUCUUCUCCGCUUACAGCCAUUACGAGGACAUCCGCAACGCGAAAUUCGCCCUCAUUCCUACCACCGCUAUAUUCGGUCUCGCGGUGAUUUUACUGGUCGUCGGUUUGACCGCCGCGUUUACCUGCUGCUGUUGCUACAACAACAAAUGCUUGCCCAGCACUCUGGCCAUAUUCCUGUUCCUGCUUCUGGGUUUAGAGCUGACGGCUUGCGUACUCGCCUACAAGUACAAAUCCGCGUUGGAAUCGGAAGUGAAAAGGGAGUUGGUAGACGCCUUCCAACAUUAUUCCAAUGUCUCGGACCUCUACGACGAGAUAAAUUUCGUCCAGACCAAGUUGAAAUGUUGCGGCAUUUACAAUUAUUCUGAUUGGUCCGAAACUCCUUGGUACAAAGCUAUCAAAGAAGCCGAUCCGUCGAGUGAUAGGGUCGUGCCAAGUAGUUGUUGCGUCAAGGCUUACGAAUGUUCUGGAAGCCUCGAAGAACCUACGACAUAUUAUCAUAAAGGCUGCUUUACAAGAUUUAAAAACGUUUUUUCCAACAACUUGAUUUACAUUGCAGAGGUUGCCGUCGCCUUUUUCGUUAUUCAACUUCUUGGAGUCGUUUUCUCCCUCAUCCUCUUGUGUCAGAAGAAGGAGGUCUCUCAUUCUUACCGAGUAUUAAAUCACGAUAUGGAUUACACUAUAUGAAGCAACAAAUAAAAUCUUAUAUUCAUUUUUUAUAAUAUAUUAUAUUUUGUAUAGCCCAACUUUAUAAAAGUAUUUCCUUUUCAUUUUUUUUUACUACUAACGGACAUUUUGUCCUUUAUUUUGUGGACCUCCUUGAAAAA